AUGGUUCCUCAAAGAGACCGGGCUAAUGACGCCACUGUCCUUGUGUCUUCACCAGAGAUCACAGAAAUAAGAGUGGAAAGGGGAAAUAAUGAAAACCCUAAACCCAUAGUCAAGCUUAACCUGCUUGAUGACGAAGAGGUUAAGCGAAAGUGUUGGAAUUUAAAGAAGAAAGAAACAGGAGGAUGGAAAUAUGCUCUUCUAUUGUUGGCGAAUCAAGGCCUUGCAACUUUGUCAUUUUUCGGGGUUGGUGUGAAUCUGGUUUUGUUCUUGACUAGGGUUCUUGGCCAGGAUAAUGCAGUUGCAGCUAACAAUGUUAGCAAGUGGACUGGAACAGUCUAUUUGUUCUCACUGCUUGGAGCUUUCGUUAGCGAUUCUUACUUGGGUCGUUACUUCACUUGCGCCCUGUUUCAGAUAAUUCUUAUUGGGGGUUUGGGUACGUUAUCUGUAUCAUCAUGGCUACUACUGAUCAAGCCUAAUGGAUGUGGUAACAGCCAGUUUUUUUGUAAUCCACCUUCAAGACUUGGAGUGGGUAUGUUCUACUUAGCCAUCUACAUGAUUGCACUUGGCUAUGGAGGCCAUCAACCGACAUUAGCCACAUUUGGAUCAGAUCAAUUCGACGAGUUUAAACCGAAAGAGAAGGAAUCCAAAUUGGCGUUCUUUAGCUACUUCUACUUCGCACUUAAUGUAGGCUUAAUCUUCUCCAACACCAUCUUGGUUUAUUAUGAGGAUACUGGGAAAUGGACAAUAGGGUUUUUGGUUUCCACUUGUGCAGCCACUCUAGCCCUAGGGUUGUUCUUAGUCGGCUCGAGAGGCUAUCGUUAUGUUAAACCUCAUGGGGAUCCUUUAUCCCGUGUGGCUCAAGUUUUCGUAGCUUCCGUUAAGAAAUGGCGUAUCGUUCCUUCGAGAGAAGAGGAGUUGUAUGAGGUGGAUGGAUCGGAAUAUGCUACAAAAGGUAGUACGAAAAUUCACCACAGCCAAGAAUUCAAGUGUUUGGACAAAGCCGCCACAAUUAUGGAACAAGAUUUCCGUGGACAAGAGAUUAACCCUUGGAGAUUAUGCACGGUUACUCAAGUCGAAGAAGCCAAAUGCAUAGUGAGAAUGAUUCCAAUUUGGCUAUGCACGAUCAUAUACUCGGUCAUCUUCACACAAAUGGCUUCCCUAUUCGUCGAGCAAGGUUCGGUUAUGCACUCCAAGAUCGGAAACUUCCAUAUUCCGGCUGCAAGCAUGUCUAUUUUCGACGUCUUCAGCGUUCUUAUCUUCACUGGCAUCAACCGUCACAUCAUAGUACCAAUAGCCAGCCGAUUCACUAGGAAUCGUAAAGGCCUAACCCCACUUCAAAGAAUGGGGAUAGGUCUCGCCAUCGGUAUGCUAGCCAUGGUUGCAGCUGGCAUAACCGAGAUGGCGAGACUUAGGAAAGUAUUUGAUGUAAAUCAACCUAGUUCGUUGAGUAUAUUUUGGCAAGUACCACAAUACCUUCUAGUUGGGGCGUCCGAGGUUUUUAUGUAUGUUGGGCAGUUAGAGUUCUUUAAUGGACAGGCCCCGGAUGGGAUUAAGAGCUUCGGGAGCUCGCUUUGUAUGGCUUCGAUGUCUUUAGGGAAUUACACGAGCAUCGUGUUGAUUAACAUAGUGAUGGCAAUCUCGGCAAGAGGAGGCCGACCCGGGUGGAUUCCGCGUAAUCUAAACAUUGGCCACGUCGAAAGAUUUUACUUCCUUAUCGCGAUCUUAACCGUAGUUGAUUUCGGGAUAUAUGUAUAUUGUGCUACUUGGUAUAAGGGCAUCAACGUGGAUGAAGAAACCGAAAUAUUGAAAACGGGUAAUGACGAUGGAGUUGGAGUUGGAGUUGGAGCACAAAAACAAGUUGAUAGUGCAUCAAAUUCUAGCUUAAAUGUAUAA
Molecule: messenger RNA, 1893 nt
Organism: Impatiens glandulifera
Lineage: Eukaryota; Viridiplantae; Streptophyta; Magnoliopsida; Ericales; Balsaminaceae
Product: protein NRT1/ PTR FAMILY 7.1-like
Exons: 4
Coding region: 1-1893 (630 amino acids)
Biological process (GO): transmembrane transport
Cellular component (GO): membrane
Molecular function (GO): transmembrane transporter activity
Source: RefSeq, a predicted model, not a curated record